Molecule: messenger RNA, 1488 nt
Organism: Penicillium longicatenatum
Lineage: Eukaryota; Fungi; Ascomycota; Eurotiomycetes; Eurotiales; Aspergillaceae
Product: phthalate transporter
Exons: 6
Coding region: 1-1488 (495 amino acids)
Biological process (GO): transmembrane transport
Cellular component (GO): membrane
Molecular function (GO): transmembrane transporter activity
Source: RefSeq, a predicted model, not a curated record
AUGGAUCAUAAAGAAGAAAUCGAACAUGUUGAGUCGCAGUCAUCACCUGCCGUCGAUGAUGAUCUAGGCUUCACUCUUCGGGAGCAGCGCCAUAUUAUUCAUAAAACUGAUCGGAGGCUUAUUUCGGGACUGGGCCUGCUUCUUGCAGUCAGUCUGAUCGACCGGACUAACCUGGGAAAUGCAGCAAUUGCAGGGAUGACGAAAGAUCUCGAUUUGGAAGUCCAAUCACGAUAUUCCAUCAUUCUCUUAGUUUUCUUCAUCCCCUACGUGAUUGUUCAAUUUCCAAGCUCUAUCCUCGUCCGCAAGGUCGGCCCUCGCCAUUUCCUGUCAGGAAUCACCUUUGCAUGGGGCGUGGUCAUGAUGUGCUUUGGAUUUGUCCAUGACUGGAAGGUGAUGAUCGCGCUACGCAUUAUCCUGGGGAUAUUUGAAGCAAGUCUUUUUCCCGGAGCAGUUUACCUCCUUGCGGUGUGGUACUCGAGAUAUGACGUACAUAAGCGCUAUUCCUCCUUCUACCUCUUGAGCACAAUCGGUGCUUCACUCUCUGGUGUUCUUUCUUACGGAUUCAUGCAAAUGGCUGGGCUUGGGGGAUUAAGUGCCUGGCAAUGGAUCUUCGUCAUGGAAGGCCUUCUCACCUGUUUGAUUGCUGUGGUUGGCUAUUGGCUCCUCAUCAACUUUCCACAGGAUGCCCACAAGGCACGGAAUUUCUUGUCCCCAAGGGAGAUUGAGUUCAUUCUUCGUCGAAUUGACAGAGAUCGAAGCGAUGCGGAUGAUGAGGCCUUUUCGCUUUCUUCGUUUUUGGCACCUGCUUUGGACUUGAAGAUUUGGGGGUUCGGGUUGAUAUUCUUAUGCAGCACUGUUGUUGCGUAUGCGAUGGCUUUCUUCCAACCCAUCAUUCUAUCUCAGAAACUCGGCCUCGGUAUUGGCGCUUCACAGGCUCUGACCACGCCGCCGUACUUCUUCGCCGGUCUGCUGAUGUAUACACAGGGAUGGGCAGGAGACAAAUGGCAUAUUCGAAGUCCGAUUAUUAUUUAUAAUGCUUUACAAACCAUUGUCGGUUUGUGUAUCUUGGAAUGGGUUUCUGCCCCCGGCGUGCAGUACUUUGGUAUCUUCCUCGUUGCGGCCGGGGCUAACUCUACGAUUCCGGCUGUACUUGCUUGGCAGGCCAACAACAUCCGUGGCCAAUGGAAGCGGGCUUUCUGCAGCGCCAGCAUUAUUACUUUUGGAGGGAUCGGGGGUAUCAUCGGAGCCGUGGUUUACCGGUCUCAGGAUGCACCAAACUUCUUUCCGGGCGUGAUGGCCUCCAUUGUGUGGGUUGGAAACGCAAAUUCCUUGCCUCAUCUCGAUACUGACCUCUAUUGUAACAGGUGCAAUAUCAUUAUUCUCCUGGUUGCAGGGAUACUCGCUGUACAUUUCCACAUAUCAAAUCGGAGAGUCAGAAAGGGUACCUUGGUUAUUGAAGGGCUCCCUGGAUUUUGCUACACCUUAUGA